AUGAAACUUUUAAUUGUAAGACUAGUUAUUACAGUUUCUUUGCCUAUCUUAGUUGGAGUUGCACUAGUCUUAAUUGUCUUCUACUCAAAUCUUAUGGAUGCUCUUUAUAGAUGGGAAUAGGAUAGUGCUUCUUGGAUAAACUAGACACAAUAGCAAAUACUUUAUAAUUCCUUAUUUUCUUAGCAAAUUAUUUCAUAGUAUAGCUUCAAUUAAAUGUAAAUUCAUUUGAUGCUUAUGAAUAGUUUAAUAUCUAAGUAUAACAAUGGAUAAAUUAAAGUUAACUAAACAACUUAGUCUGCAAAAUGCUCAUUAAGGGAACUAAUAUUUAAUGAGUGCCCUUACUAUAUUUAUACAUUAUUAUCUAAAAAUGAAUUAUAUGUAGAUUUAUAUUUCGUCAGAUCUGUGUUUAAAUUUGAGCUUUUAACUAUUGAGCAAUAGAAUUUCAUUCUUAUGAAUAACAUUCUUUCAUUUUAUUCCAGAGCUUCUUAUCUAGCUACUUAAAAAGAAGGAUUAUUAGUCAUCAAAAGUUUUUAUAAUUCAGACACAACUUCAGUACUCUCUGCUGUUCCUUCUAGCUAUAAAAACGUUACUAAUUCUUAGUUCGAGUAUUGUUUAGGUAGUAAUUUUAUAGAGCCUUUUGAUCCCAGAUGCAGACCUUGGUAUUUAUUUUCACAAUAGCAUAAAGGUUACUUUUUUUAUGAACCUUACAGAGAUGCUGUUUUAGGAAAUCUAAUCAUGACCCUUUCUAGCUAAGUUAGCAAAAACGGUUAAUUUUAAUCUGUAAAUAGCAUAGAUUUCGAUAUGAUUGAAAUUACGAAAUAAUCUAACACUUCUUAAAUGGCAAAUCAAUACUCAGUUUUAUUCCAUGAAUUUAAUAAUAUAGUGUUCUCACAUCCUUUACUUUCAGACUAAUCGUUGAUAUCAUGGCAAGAUUUAGAAUUUCUUUAUAUCUUAGACAAUAAACUCAUGAAUUAGUUUGAAUAUGAUCAAGUUUAAGAAGAAAAAAACAUUUUUACUUCACAACUCUUAAAUAGCAUAGAAUUUAUAAAGCAAGGAAACUACUCGAUUUAAUAGUAGAUUAACCUUGAUAAACUAUUACAAUAGUGGUCGAAACUUGGCGUUAAAUAUCUAAGUUUAGUUUUUCCUAUAAAGAAUCCAAAUAUUUAAUUCCAAAAUCAAGAACCUUAUUCAAAUUCAAUUAUACUUCUAGCAAGAGUAAUAGUAGAUGAAAGCGAUGAUCUUAAGCUGUUUAAUUUACUGAAUAUCAACUAUAUUAAGGUACCUUUGAUUAUAGAAUUCGUAUUAGUGUGCUUAGCUGUAUUUAUCUUUAUUGGGAAUUAUGGAUAUUUUUAAAUAUAAUAAGUGUAAAAACCUAUAGAAAUCCUAAUAUAAUUUCUGAAAAAAAGUCUUUAGUAAUAGCACCAGUGCUAAAUAUAAUUUUAUACAAAGAGAGAGGAUAAAUAAACCAUUCUCUAAAGAUUUCAACCAACAAAAAAAAACUUGUAAUAAAAUUGCUGUAAAAAACAAAUUAAAUUAAAAAAUGAAGAUCAAACAAAUACACUAUUCUCACCUUCACAUGUAGAAACUCCAAUUUAAACAACUUAUAAUAAUUUAAAUAACUUGAUUGGCAAUGAUAAAAAUAUCGAUUAACAAAAAACGAUGCUAAUAUUUUCAAAAAAUAAUCUUUUGAGCAGGAAUAAUGUCGAAGAGCCAAAUAUAAUUGAUCAAUUAGACAGUUUUGCUGCAAAAACUAAAAGAUAGAGGUACUAUUCCCAGUAAAAUCCUCGAUUAAAUUCGACAAAAAACUCCAAUUAAUUUUUUCAAAACUUUGAAUCUAAUACUGAAUUUACUAAUUUACCAAGAGUAAAUACAGUAAAAAGUAUUAGGAAUAAUUAUCCAGAAUCUUAGGUUAGUAUCAGAAACACUUCAUAAAGUUAGACUUCUUAAGACAGAAAGAAGGAAGUUGAUAAAGAUAAAAUACUCUAAGGUCUAAAGCCUUUAUUUUUAGAGAUGAAAAUUAUCAAAUAGGCAUUUCAAAAUUUGGAACGGUUAAUCAAUUAUUAGAUAGACUCAAAUACACAUAAUUCAUAAGAUAACAUGAAUACCUUAUAUCAUUUCGCUAAAGCUAAGAGCACAUUUUAAAGACUGUUAAACGAGAAUGGUUUAAGUCGUUGUUAUUUUAAUUUAGGUAUUAUUUACCUUUUGAAAAAUGAAUAUAGCAUUGCCUCUUAGUACUUUGAAUCUUCAGUUUAAUUAAAUUUAGCUUUACUUGGGAUAGACUCCUUGAAAUAAAUAAACGAAAAUUGCAUGUUAAACUGUGAGGGAGAUUAGGAUAACUGGCUUCUCAUUUUUAGCAAGAGAAUUUUCGCUUUUGCUUAUAGUUAAAAGUAAAUAGCUUUUGAUAUAUCAUACAACAAAUUAGAAAAAAACAUUAAUAAAAACUCUUCAAAAGAAAAUAUUGCAUAGAAAAACGAGGAUAUUCAUAUAGAUUAAAUUUAGAAAAUAAGAUCAAACUUAAGAAAGGCUUUAGAUAUUUUUAAAGUUGUAUAAAAUCUAUUUACUUAUAAGAUUAAAUGCUAUUCAGAUUUUUUUCAAGCAUUCGUAUAUUAAGAAAUCAUAGAAAUUUUAAUUUAUUUAGAUCAAUCAUUCUAUAGCAAGUAAAUUUCAACUUAUUUAGACAAAACUAGAUUUCUACUGGAUAAAAUUUAAAUCUGUAAAUCGAGAAAUAACCAGAAUGUAUUUACCCUAAAUGAAUACAAACUAAGUGAAGAUACUUAACACAUGAUUAUAGAAGAUGAUUUAGAGUAUUUGAGCAAUUAAAACAUAAAUUGUAAUUCAUCUUCCAAAUACAAAUAAGAAAUAAAAUAUAUAAUGAUAGAUAUUAUGAAAAGUAGGUAGUUGUUUCUUUUGGGAUAUCUUGCACUUGGUAAAUAAGAGCACUAAUAAGCAUUAGAAUAUUUUUCGCAGAGCUUGGAAGAAGGAAAGUUCUACAGUCCUUACCUAAGAAAAAAAACUGUAUUAAAUCUAAUCAAAUUAUUUGAGAAAUUAUCUUUUAAACAAGAUUUUAUUGAUGAAUAAAUUCUAAAUUUUUAAAUUUCUACAAGCAUUGAUCUUACACUCUUACUUUAAAUAGAUUCAAUUUAGAAUAAUUUUGUAUUUGAUUAUUGCUUGGAAUCUAUUAUGAAAUAUAAACUUCUUUAACCUGGAGACAGAUUAAAAGUUAUAAUUUUUAAUGAAAGUCUUGAUGAAUAUAUUCCACUUACCCUAAUAUAAAGUGGCCAUCACAUUAAUUUAAUAUUAAGCACAUUACAAACUUAAGCAAAAAAAUUAUUUUAAAAUACUACUAAAAAUAGUUCUAACUAGCUAAGCUGGUAAUCAGCGCUCUUUUAAUCUCUUGAAAAUAUCUAAGAACUUAAUCAAAAAUAAGUAAUAGACCUUAGUUCAACAUGCUAAAAAAUAAAAAAAGAAUUUAGUUAAAAUAGUAGCUAUGAAAAAUUAAAAAAAAUAUAAUAAGAAAUAAAAUAAAAAUAAUAAUGCAUAGCUAAGCAAAAUAAAAAAGUAAUCAUUUUAUUCUCCAAUUAAUCAGGUGCUAAAUAGCCAUUCAAAGUUGAUAAAAAUAUUUUCUAACUUUAGAAACCGACAGUAUUGCAUUUAAUUGAUUAAUUUACAUUAGAUAUCUAAGAUUACUAAAUACAGUCUGAAUUAUUCUUUUAUGAACCUUUGAUAGAUGAAACUUAGUUAAUCUUUAGUUUAAAAAAAGUAAGAGGAGAAGAAAAUAAUAGCCAAUAAAAGGAAUUUUUUACUGUAUUAAAUCAUUUUUGA
This is a messenger RNA of Tetrahymena thermophila SB210, 3822 nucleotides long. Its product is annotated as tetratricopeptide repeat protein. Gene Ontology annotation, molecular function: protein binding. The record is from RefSeq and is a predicted model, not a curated record. The transcript has 9 exons. Lineage: Eukaryota; Ciliophora; Oligohymenophorea; Hymenostomatida; Tetrahymenidae.